ACAACACAACACAAAACCUCAGCAACAGAAGCAGAGAGAGAGAGAGAUAAAGUCACUGUUCACUUUCCCCAUUUUCUUCUUCUUGGUUAUUUGGAUUCAGAGUUUUGUUCCAUGAAUUCCAACAAGCGAGAGGAAGAAGACGACCUAUUCCUCCCACACCCUUCGGAUCUGUCUCCUCCGCCGCCGCCUCUGACGGACCCUUCCUCCUCGUCCUUCUCCCUCCUCUUCCCCUCCUCGCCCUCAUCCUCCCACUCCUCCCCCUCUCCUCCCUCCAAACCCCUCUUCAUCUCCCCCGACCCUCACAUCUCCUCUCAGUUCUACACCUUCACCCCAUCCUCCCACGCCCUCAUGCUCCGCUCUCUCCUCCUCCGUCGCCUUCCCUCCCCCUCCGACAUCCGCGGCGCCACCCCGCGCAACGUCCUGGCCUCCUGGCGCACCGUCUGGAAGGACCGGAACGAGGACACUGCCUACCUCACUGCCUGGAAACGCAUCCAAGACAAACUCACCACCCACCACGACCCCUCCACCAAUUCCCACUUCCUCUGCUUCAAAACCAACCCUCACCAGUUCGUCCCCCACGUGGAGCAAUGGCAGCAAAUCGUCAUGUCCCACCACGCCGACACCGACCUCAACCACCUCAACCUCAAGGACACCCUCGAACGCAUCAAGCAGCACUGGACCGUCGGGGCCAAGUUCUACGGCAUCCCGGAGAGCUUCAUCCGCGUCUGCGUCGCCGCCUGCCCCGCCUGCUGUGCGGCGGAGGGCUCUGCCGAACCCUCCGCCUCUCGCGGUAAGCGCCGCCGCUUUGAGUAUACUGAGAGCUUCGAUGUUCCGGCUAGGGAAGUGCCCUCAAGGCUCCAGCAGCUUGCGGCUAAGCAUAAGGUCGUUCUUUGCAUCAGACAGAAGUAUAUUAGGUAUAAGCCUUUCAUGGCUGAGGUAAAGGACUAUGCUUGCCAUCGGGCUGGUGAACCUGCUGCUAAGAAAUCUAAGGUUUUGAAGAGGGAGCCUUACGCUUCCAAGAGGUGUGGAUGUGGGUUUAGGAUUAGGGCUAUUGUGCCUAUUGCGAAUUACAAUGAGAAGGAUAAGAGUUUUGUGUAUCAGGAAGAAGGGGUGGCGGUUUUUAAGCUUUAUGCUGUGCAUUCUGGGCAUGAGCCUGGGCCUUUGGAUGGGAAUGCCAGGAUUAUGCAUAGGGUUGUUGGGCAUAAGGGUGGUGGGUAUUUGAUGGAUCAGGAGAAUGUGUAUGGGGUGAGUGAGGAGAUGGAUGGGGAGGGGGGGUUUGGGUUGUUGGGGAAGGAGGAUGGUGGGGAUUUGCAGUUUUCAGUGCUGCAACAGGUUCAGGAGUUGAGGAAUGAGGUGGGGAUGUUGGAGGGAAAGGUUGCAAAGAUGCCGAGGGAUUUGUUGGGGUCGAUUUCCAGGGAAUUAUACGAGGUUUUGAAUAAGGUUAGGAGCAUAGGGGAGGUGGGGUUGAAGCCAGCCGAGUUGAUCACAGAUAAGGUGGAUGAUGUGUUGGUUGGGGAUAAUGAUCUUGCUAACUGGAGUAACCAUCAUGAGAGGAUUUAUGGUGAUGGCAAGGACACAGAGCUGAUUGAGGAUGAUGAGGACAGUUUUGGCCGGACACUGGGGGAGGUUGUUUCAUGGGGGGAUCAGAUGAGGACCGAGUGCAGGAGUGAGAAGGAUCUCAUGAGUGACAGUUGUAAGCCUGAAAAGUGGUUGAAGUGCAGUGACUUUGAUGAGAAGAGCAUUCUUGAUUGUGAGGAGGAUAGUAAACUAUCCAAGCCCAUCAGAAUGAUCAGACAUGAUGAGGGGAUAGUUUCGGAUGUAGUAGGUCUUGGCUGUAUUCAGGUUGAUAGUUUCUACCAGGACAAUUCUAAAUGGUAUGAUUCUCCUUGUGCUUUGGAUACCGGUGCUGAUUGUGGAGAUAGUGGAUUCCGUCAUGGAGAGAUUUUAUAGUGUCAUGAACAUUCAAGUUAAUCUACUCUAACUUAGAGAUCAAAUUCUGUUGUCCUGGCUAAUGGCUAUUUACCCCUUCCAACAAAUAGAAGAAGAGGGAUUGUACAUUUAUGUAUACAGAAGAUUGGAGCCGCUCACUUCAUGCCUUUUAGGUGUAUUUAUUAUUUAUUAUUAUUGCUUGUGGAUCUGUAAAGUGUAACCAGUAUGCUUCUUGCACAUAACUUCGUUAUGAGUAUGACUAUAUCAGUUAACCUUGUUCAUGGCCUUCGGCUUUUCCCUGUUUAAUCUUGGUCCUUAUAAUGCACAUCAGUGUUUUGAGUGAUCUGCUUUAGAACUUAGAAAGAUAUUUGUAUGUACUUGAGGAACUACUGGUUAUUUAUUUUCAUAUUUAACUAUUGUGUGUGCCUCAAAUUUUCUCU
This is a messenger RNA of Vigna umbellata (rice bean), 2369 nucleotides long. RefSeq lists its product as uncharacterized. Lineage: Eukaryota; Viridiplantae; Streptophyta; Magnoliopsida; Fabales; Fabaceae. The record is from RefSeq and is a predicted model, not a curated record.